Messenger RNA from Physcomitrium patens, 708 nucleotides. NCBI's taxonomy places the organism in Eukaryota, Viridiplantae, Streptophyta, Bryopsida, Funariales, Funariaceae. The record is from RefSeq and is a predicted model, not a curated record.
AUGCCCCAGCCAGGCCCCUCUAGUCGGCCCCCUGCUGCAUCCUGCGCCACGCCCGAGGGGUCAUCCUCGGCGGAUCACCCACCCCAGGGCCUCCCGCACGCGAGGGCGCAUGCACAACAUAACACAGCCCAAACCCCACCCCACCCCACCCCGAAAUUCAACUCUAAGCCCCCGUCCCGACCGACCCGGCCCGGCCCGAGUCCGCGACGCACCCUCCAAGCUUGCCUCAAUUUGCUUGCCUGCCCCACGACACCGGCAGCAGCACGCUGGACUGCAGGCAGCUCUAGGGUUUUCCCGCCCGAACCCUCCUCGCGAAUCGGCGGCGAAGGAACACUCGAUCACUCGCACAGCCAAGCCAGUGCCCCCGUCCCACCCGACGCCGCUCGCUCGCUGGGUUUCCCCGCGGCGCCACCUGUGUUCCUGCCCCGUACAACAACAGUCCAAUGCCACCCGGGGUCGCCCACCCGAUCACGCCACCACGGAUCCCCUCCACCCCCCACGCCCCACAAGCCCUCCUCCCUCGAUCCGCCCGACCGACGUCGUGUUACUGCUGCUGCAACGUCGUUGUCUUCGAGCUCCGUCCCCUGCAGCGCUCCGCCUCCCCGUCUUCCAUUAUGUAGGCCCCCACGCGCCGCGGGAUUAGGCGAUGCACCUCCCGCCGUCGAGGCGCCCCUUUCGAGUGGUCCGUGUGUCUAUGGCUGCUGUUGA